Molecule: messenger RNA, 720 nt
Organism: Trichoderma asperellum CBS 433.97
Lineage: Eukaryota; Fungi; Ascomycota; Sordariomycetes; Hypocreales; Hypocreaceae
Source: RefSeq, a predicted model, not a curated record
UUUUCUUGACAGAUGGAUAGUAGCAUUGUUUAAACAUCAUUCACACACAUCAGUUAAUACACACCACCAAUAAACACCAUACCAUCACAUCAUAACAAUGUGCGACUCACACUCUGACAAAUACCAAGUCGUCGACGACGUGCCAUACCAGCUAGGGCAAGUUCUUAUCCAUCAACUUCCAUCCCAUCUCUCACUCUUCCCUUCCUUGCCCAGUUCUGUUCAUUCCGUCACCUACCUAUCCAGGCAUGAUUUUAUAGGUACAAAUAGCCAACCCACUAACAUCACACGCAUAUAAUGUAGCCGUCCUAUGCCCGACGUCAACAUCGUCUUCAACAACAAGCUGCCCAAUUGCCCCGGAAAGUCAGCCGUCGGCCUCCUGGUUGACUUCCCGCCAAACUCAUCAACACCGCCUCACACCCAUGCCGGCGCCAGCGUCUCCGUCGUCGUCCUCAAGGGCACCGUGCUCAACAAGAUGAACGACGGACCGACAUAUGUGAUUCCCACGGGCGGCACUUUCUUCGAGGCUCCUGGAUGCCAUCACGUAACCAGCGACAACUUCAGCACCACGGAGCCGGCACAGAUCCUCGCAACAAUGGUUGUCGAUACGAAAAUUGUGGAAGAGGGCGGCGUGGCGGCGCUGGUGGUGAUUGACCCCGAGUAUGUCGAGGCCAUGAAGGCCCAGGGAUCCGGAAAAUAGAAAAUGAAUUGGCAGAGGAUCAA